Molecule: messenger RNA, 6456 nt
Organism: Nycticebus coucang (slow loris)
Lineage: Eukaryota; Metazoa; Chordata; Mammalia; Primates; Lorisidae
Gene: MCM3AP
Product: minichromosome maintenance complex component 3 associated protein
Exons: 29
Coding region: 396-6323 (1975 amino acids)
Biological process (GO): mRNA export from nucleus
Cellular component (GO): cytoplasm; transcription export complex 2; nucleus
Molecular function (GO): nucleic acid binding
Source: RefSeq, a predicted model, not a curated record
CCCACUCCGGGCAGCGGGCCUCGGAGUGCCGCGGCCGGACAGUGAGCGGCUCUCGGGGGUCAGGCGGGCGCGGACGCCCCGCUGCCUUCCCCGCGCAGCCCUGCGUGACCUGUCGAGCGUCGUCAACGGAGCGGCUGGGCGAGUCGGCCCCUGCGAGCCGGGGCGGAACGACGGCCUCCGCGGCCCCACGGGCGGUGGCGGGUGAAGGACUCCUCUACCACCCAGGGCGGGGUCUGCGUGUGAGCCUGCUGGUCCUUUGUGGUGGUCCGGCGGUGGUAGCCAAGCUGAGAAAAAACGCUUACCUUGAAGAUGAAAGGAUCUCCCUAGUGCAACAGACUAAGGAAAACGACUAUUUUCUACAUAUAUUUAUUACCUUUUAAUAAUUAGAUAAGAAGAUGAACCCAACAAAUCCUUUCAGCGGGCAGCAGCCUAGUGCUUUCUCAUCAUCUUCUAGUACUUCUAUAGGAACAUUUCAGCCUAAGCCACCAUUUCAAUUUGGUCAACCGUCUCUUUUUGGUCAAAACAAUAUGUUGUCUGGAAAGAGCCCAGGAUUUCCACAGGUACCCAGCUUUCCAGCAUCUUCUGCAGUAAGUCAUUCCUCUCCAUUGCAGUCGUCAGCAUUUACCCAGACCUCAAGUGUUGGACUCUUUUCUGGACUUGAACACACUCCCACUUUUGUAACUACCUCUGGGCCUUCAAGUUCGUCAGUGCCAGGAUUUAGUUUUAAAUCACCUACCAAUGUAGGGGUUUUCCCAAGUACUUCCACUUUUGGACCAGAAGCUGGAGAAAUAGCAAGCUCUGGUUUUGGGAAAGCAGAAUUCAGCUUUAAACCUCUGGAAAAUGCAGUGUUCAGACCAAUAUUGGGGACUGAAUCUGAACCAGAGAAAACCCAGAGCCAAAUUACUUCUGGGUUUUUCACAUUUUCCCACCCAAUUAGUAGUGGACCUGGAGGCCUGGCCCCCUUUUCUUUUCCUCAGGUGACAAGCAGUUCAGCUUCUAAUUCAAAUUUUACUUUUUCAAAACCAGUUAAUAGUAAUAAUACAUCAUCUGCCUUUACUCCUGCUUUGUCCAACCAAAAUGUAGAGGAAGAGAAGAGAGGACCUAAGUCCUUAUUUGGAAGUUCUAAUAGCCUCAGUAGCUUCCCAGUAUCAUCUGGGGCUUUGGGUGAACCCUUCCCAGUUAGCAAAACAGAUGUCAGACAAGGGUGUGAAGAAGCUGUUUCCCAGAUGGAGCCACUACCCAGCCUCAUGAAAGGACUGAAAAGGAAGGAGGACCAGGAUCGUUCCCCAAGGAGACAUGGCCAUGAGACAGCAGAAGAUUUGGACCCUCUGUCCAGGGGCGAUCAUCCCCCUGAUAAACGACCUGUCCGCCUGAAUCGACCCCGUGGAGGGACUUUGUUUGAUCGGACCAUACAGGAUGUUUUCAAAAGCAAUAAAGAAAUAGGUCGCCUGGGCAACAAGGAAUCGAAAAAGGAAAUUAGCUUUGUCGAGUCUGGGGAAAGUGACCACAUAGCCAUUCCAGGAGGGAGUCAGUCUAUCCUGGUACCUUCUCGGAUUCCAGGUGUGAAUAAAGAGGAAGAAGCUGCAAGUAGAGAGAAAAAAGAAGAUUCUCUAAGAGGUCCUCCUGUGCGUCAGAGUAAAAGAAGUGAGAGCACAGACAGUCUUGGGGGCUUGUCUCCUGCUGAAGUUACCGCGAUCCAGUGUAAGAACAUCCCCGACUAUCUUAAUGACAGGACCAUUCUGGAGAACCACUUCAGCAAAAUAGCUAAAGUGCAGCGCAUCUUUACCAGGCGCAGCAAAAAGCUUGCAGUGGUGCAUUUUUUUGAUCAUGCAUCUGCAGCCCUAGCUAGGAAGAAGGGGAAAGGUUUGCAUAAAGACGUGGCUAUCUUUUGGCACAAGAAGAAAAUAAGUCCCAACAAGAAACCAUUUUGCCAGAAGGAGAAGAAACCAGGUGACGAGGAGGGUGGCCAGGGCAUGGAGGAUACGCCCUUUCAACACUCCCCUAUUGGCAAGCCCACAGGAAGGGCUGUGGCUGGCGGCCUCCUGAGCAAAAGCUCUCCAGUGAAGAAGCCGAGUCUCCUGAAGGCCCACCAGUUUGAGGGAGACCUGUUUGACUCAGGCUCUGAGGGCUCUGAGGGCCUGGGGCCCUGUGUGUCAUCCCUUAGUGCCCUGAUUGGCACCGUGGCCGAGACAUCUGAGGAGAAGUACCGUUUGCUGGACCAGAGAGACAGAGUCAUGCGCCAAGCUCGGGUGAAAAGAACUGAUCUGGACAAAGCGAGGACAUUUGUUGGGACAUGUCCAGACAUGUGUCCUGAGAAGGAGCGGUACAUGCGGGAGACCCGGAGCCAGCUGAGUGUGUUUGAAGUGGUCCCAGGGACUGACCAGGUGGACCAUGCAGCAGCUGUGAAGGAGUACAGCCGGUCCUCGGCAGAUCAAGAGGAGCCCCUGCCACAUGAGCUGCGGCCCUCGGCGGUGCUGAGCAGGACCAUGGACUACCUGGUGACCCAGAUCAUGGACCAGAAAGAAGGCAGCUUGCGGGACUGGUACGACUUCGUGUGGAACCGCACGCGGGGCAUCCGGAAGGACAUCACACAGCAGCAUCUCUGUGACCCCCUGACUGUAUCCCUGAUUGAGAAGUGCACCCGAUUCCACAUCCAUUGUGCCCACUUCAUGUGUGAGGAGCCCAUGUCCUCCUUCGAUGCCAAGAUCAACAAUGAGAACAUGACGAAGUGCCUGCAGAGCCUGAAGGAGAUGUACCAGGACCUGCGUGGCAGGGGUGUGGCCUGCGCCCGCGAGGCCGAGUUCCAGGGCUACAACGUUCUGCUCAAUCUCAACAAGGGGGACAUCCUCAGAGAAGUACAACAGUUCCAUCCUACUGUAAGAAACUCCUCUGAGGUGAAAUUUGCUGUUCAAGCUUUUGCUGCAUUGAACAGUAAUAAUUUUGUGAGAUUUUUCAAACUGGUCCAAUCAGCUUCUUACCUGAAUGCUUGUCUUUUACAUUGUUACUUUAAUCAGAUCCGCAAGGAUGCUCUCCGGGCACUUAAUGUUGCGUACACCGUGAGCACUCAGCGAUCUACCGUCUUCCCGCUGGAUGGGGUGGUCCGCAUGCUUCUGUUCCAAGACUGUGAGGAGGCGACAGACUUCCUCAGCUGCCAUGGCCUCACUGUCUCUGAUGGCUGUGUCGAGCUGAACCGCUCUGCAUUCCUGGAGCCAGAGGGCCUGUCCAAGGCCAGGAAGUCAGUGCUUAUUACCAAGAAGCUGGUGGUAUCAAUCGGGGAGAUCGUGAACGGGGGGCCUUUGCCCCCCACCCCUCAUCAUACCCCCGUGUGCAGCUUCAACUCCCAGAACAAGUAUGUUGGGGAGAGCCUAGCCACAGAGCUGCCUGUUGGCUCUCAGAGACCCUGCCCAGAUGCAGUGGGUGGCGAGAGAGGAGAAGGUGAUUGUGCCGAGCUGGGUGCACCCCUGCCUGGGCCUCUUUUCCAACCCCUCACUGUCCCUGUGCCCUCAACAGCACCUCUGUCUCCAGCCCUGGCCCCGGCCCCGCCCAUGGCACCUAGCCUCUUCCAGCCCAGCACGCAGCCUGAGCUGCUUCACGUGGAGCCUGUGCCUGUGUACUCUGAUGCGGACCUGGCACAGGUGGUGGACGAGCUCAUCCAGGAGGCCUUGCAGGGGGACUGCGAGGAGGUCAGCUCUGCGGGAGCUGCCUAUGCAGCCGUGGCUCUGGGAGUUUCAGAUGCUGCUGUGGAGGAUCUGUUAGCAGCCGCAACCACGGGCAUCCUGAGGCAUGUUGCAGCCGAAGAGGUGACUAAGGAAAGGGAGCGGCAAGAGGAAGAGCGACGGCGGGCUGAAGAGGAAAGGUUGAAACAAGAGAGAGAACUGGUAUUAGCACAACUGAGCCAGGGCCUGGCUGCAGAACUGAUGGGGCUUACAGUGACAGAGUGUGUAAGGGACGUCUGCACCCAGGAGUUGAAGAAUGCACUGGAGACAGACCAGAGGGUCCGCAUGGCCCGUUGCUGUGAGGAUGUCUGUGCCCACCUGGUGGACUUGUUUCUCCUGGAAGAAAUUUUCCAGACUGCAAAGGAGACCCUCCAGGAGCUCCAGUGCUUCUGCAAGUAUCUACAGCGGUGGAGGGAAGCCGUCACAGCCCGGAAGAAACUAAGGCGCCAGAUGAGGGCUUUUCCUGCUGCGCCCUGCUGUGUGGACGUGAAUGACCGCCUGAGGGCACUGGCACCCAGUGCAGAAUGCCCCAUUGCAAAAGAGAACCUGGUCAGGGGCCUCCUGGACCUGGGCCAUGCUGGGAAAGUGGGCAUCUCCUGCACCAGGUUAAGGCAGCUGAGAAACAGGGCGGCCCACCAGAUGAAGGUCCAGCACCUCCAUCGGCAACUGCUGAGUGAUGCGGCGUGGGCACCUCUGGACCUGCCAUCCCUCGUGGCCAGGCACCUCCCAGGGAGGCGGAAGCGCGUGUUUUGGAAGCUGGUGCUGGUGUUGCCGGAUGGAGAGGAGCAGUCCCCAGGCAGUCCUGGCAGAAUUCUAGCAAAUUGGCUAAAGGUCAAGUUCAUGGGGGAUGAUGGUGUGGCAGAUGACACGUGCAGUGAUGCUGGUGGGAUUCAGACACUCGCACUGUUCAACACACUCAGUGGCAAAGGGGACCAGACCAUUUCUGUUAACGUGUGCAUUAAGGUGGCCCAUGGUGCCCUCAGUGAUGGUGCCCUUGAUACAGUGGAGACGCAGAAGGACCUGCUGGGAGCCAGUGGACUGGUGCUGCUGCUGCCCCCCAAAGUGAGGAGUGAGGACAUGGCGGAGGAGGACGUGUACUGGCUGUCAGCCUUGCUGCAGCUCAAACAGCUCUUGCAGGCCAAGCCCUUUCAGCCUGCACUGCCCCUGGCAGUUCUCGUGCCCAGCUCGGGAGGCGACACCGCUGAGAAGGAAGUGGAGGAUGGUCUGAUGCUGCAGGAUUUGGUUUCAGCUAAACUGAUUUCAGAUUACACUAUUAUUGAGAUCCCUGACUGUAUUAAUGAUCUACAAGGCACAACUAAGGUUUCACAGGCAGUUCAGUGGCUGGUCUCCCGCUGUCCCCGUGCCCUCGAUCUUUGCUGCCAGACACUAAUUCAGUAUGUGGAAGACGGGCUUGGCCGUGAAUUCAGUGGCCGUUUUUUCCACGACAGAAAAGAGCGGCGUCUAGGUGGCCUGGCCGCACAGGAGCCGGGCGCCGUCAUCGAGCUGUUCAACAGUGUGCUGCGGUUCCUAGCCUCUGUGGUGUCCUCCCAGCAGCUGUGUGACCUCUCCUGGCCUGUCCCUGAGUUUGCUGAGGCCGCGGGCAGCCGUCUGCUUCCUCACCUGCACUGGAACACCCCUGAGCACCUCGCUUGGUUGAAGCAGGCCGUACUGGGGUUCCAGCUCCCACAGAUGGACCUUCCACCCCCAGGGGCCCCCUGGCUGCCUGUGUGCUCCAUGGUCGUGCAGUAUGCCGCCCAGAUCCCCAGUUCACGCCAGACGCGGCCUGUGCUGCAGUCCCAAGUAGAGAGCCUGCUCCGCAGGACCUACCGCAGAUGGAAGGGCAGGAACCCCAGCCUGGGCGCAGGGCCCGCGGUCUCUGAGGUCCCAUGGGACGACAUCAUCGCCUUGUGUGUCAACCACAGGUUGCGAGACUGGACACCCCCCCGGCUGCCCAUCACAUCAGAGGCACUGAGUAAAGAUGGUCAGAUAUGUGUAUAUUUUUUUAAAAAUGAUCUGAAGAAAUAUGACGUUCCUUUGUCAUGGGAACAAGCCAGGUUGCAGACACAGAAGGAGCUACAGCUGAGUCAGGGGCGUUUGGGGGUAAAGCCUUUUCAUCCUGCAAACAAUCUUCCUGCCCCAUUGCCUCACUCACACCGUAAAGGAACAAGGAACACAGAGCAUGACCAUGGGCGGAGAGUGCCCAGCACAGAGGAACUGCUACGAGGCACCUCCGCUGAGGAGCUCCUGGCACAAUGUCUGUCCAGCAGGCUGCUCCUGGAGAAGGAGGAGAAUAGGAGGUUUGAGGCCCGACUUCAGCAGUGGUUGUCUGAGGGCUCGGGUGUACUCCCAGAGGCAGUUCCCCUGCCCCUCUACCUCCCUCAGACUCUAGUGUCUCUUCCUCAGACUCUGGAGCCUGUGAUGCAGACACCCAUGGCUGCUGGCCAGCAGAGUGAAAGGACAGGCGGACAGCUGCAGCUGGCAGCAGCAACGGGCACGUCUCUGACUGAACGGCUAAAGCACCUGGAAAAGCUGAUCCAGAGCUCGAGGGAUGAGGAAGUGGCUUCUGCACUUCACCUCUCUGCACUGCUGGACAUGGUGGACAUCUGAGUGGCCUGGCCUGAGGGGAGGGAUCUGUCCAGAAGAGUUUCUGCUUUUAUUCAAAAUAAUGUUAUUCUCAGAUGCUUGAUGCACUGUUGAAAAUGUGAUUAUUAAUCAUGCAAAUAAACCAUUCUAAUGUCUG